AUGAUCCUAAGGUGCAGGAAGGAAAUUCAGGGGCUUGAAUCUACGAUUCCAAAGGACAAGGAUGAGGAAAAGAUCGAAAAUGAGAUUGAGAAGGAGGACAGCAAUGGCACAAAUCCAAAGGUAAUCCCAGACCCAGUCAUUGUAGUUAAAGCUAACCUGCCUCCCUUUCCUAGCAGGUUGGAAAAAUCGAAGAAGCAGAAUAAGGAGAAGGAGAUCCUGGAGGUGUUCCGCAAGGUAGACAUUAAUAACCCCCUCUUAGACGCUAUUAAACAAGUGCCGAAGUAUGCCAAGUUUCUAAGGGACUUGUGUGUCAACCGAAGGCGGUUGAGGGGAGAUGAAAGGGUCAUUGUGGGGGAGAAUGUCUCCGCGGUCCUGCAGAGAAAGUUUCCACCAAAGUACGGGGACUCAGGUCCAUUAAAAGAAAUUGGGAUAAUCAUUCAAUUAGUUGACCGAACUAAUGCAUAUCUUGAUGGCUCUGUUUUUUCUGUGAGUGCUAUUGAUCCUGCGGUGCAGGAAGUAUUUAAAACUGUUGGCAGGGAUGAAUUGGAGGUUGCUUUAACCAAGCACCUCGAAUUGGAGACAACUCCUGAGGCACCUGUGUUAGAGUUGAAACCCUUGCUGAAACACUUAAAAUAUGCGUAUCUGGGCGACAACGAAACACUCCCGAUGAUUAUCUCAGCUGCACUCUCAGAAACCCAGUUGGAAGAAGACGCCAAAUCUGUAUGGCAAGCUCAAAGGAGGCUCAAUCCCCUCAUGAUAGAAGUGGUGAAGAAAGAAAUUUUGAAGCUGUUGGAUGUGGGGAUCAUCUUUGCAAUAUCAGAUAGCCCAUGGGUGAGCCCGGUCCAAAUAGUUCCGAAUAAGGUAAGAGUGACAGUGGAAGCCAACCAAACUGGAUAUUUUCAGAUAGCAACUGCACCAGAGGAUCAAGACAAGACGACUUUCACGUGCCCGUUCGGGACCUUUGCUUAUAGACAGAUGCCCUUCGGCCUGUGCAAUGCACCUGCAACGUUCCAGAGAUGUAUGGUAAGCAUCUUUUCUGAAUAUAUUGAGAACAUUAUUGAGAUUUUCACGGACGAUUUCAGUGUAUACGGUUCGGCACCUGUCAAUGCAGGAUUUUAUCGAAGGUUCAUCAAAGAUUUCUCGAAGAUUGGAGCCCCGUUUUUCCAACUCUUAGAAAAAGAUGUGACUUUCGAGUUCGAUAACAAGUGUGAGAGAGCCUUUGACACAUUAAAGAAGCUGUUAACCUUACCCCCGAUCAUCCAGCCUCCUAACUGGAGUUUGCCAUUUGAGAUCAUAUGCGAUGCCAGUGAUCAUGUUGUACGGGUUGUAUUGGGGCAAAGAGUGGGAAAGGCAGCUCACGUCAUCUACUAUACAUCCUGA
Messenger RNA from Coffea eugenioides, 1380 nucleotides. RefSeq lists its product as uncharacterized. The coding region runs from base 1 to 1380 and encodes 459 amino acids. The transcript has 7 exons. The record is from RefSeq and is a predicted model, not a curated record. NCBI's taxonomy places the organism in Eukaryota, Viridiplantae, Streptophyta, Magnoliopsida, Gentianales, Rubiaceae.